Molecule: messenger RNA, 3399 nt
Organism: Amphibalanus amphitrite
Lineage: Eukaryota; Metazoa; Arthropoda; Thecostraca; Balanomorpha; Balanidae
Exons: 7
Coding region: 87-2015 (642 amino acids)
Biological process (GO): protein modification process
Cellular component (GO): cytoplasm
Molecular function (GO): protein-L-isoaspartate (D-aspartate) O-methyltransferase activity
Source: RefSeq, a predicted model, not a curated record
GUUUUCUGCACGGUAUAUGGUCUGCACAGUCAAGUGACAGCAUUGCCUGAGCAGAUACUGUUGAUACGAAGACCAACUGAACCAGGAUGGGGAGCACGGUCAGCACGGGCGAGGACAACGAUGACCUGGUGGACAACCUGGUGGAACGGGACUGCAUCACCACUGGCGGUGUGGAACAUGUGUUCCGAGCAGUCGACCGAGGCAACUACUUCACAGAGGAGUGCAGGGACAGUGCUUACAAGGACACAGCCUGGCGGAGCGACAAUUUGCACCUGUCGGCGCCGUGCAUAUACUCGUCCGUGAUGGAGAACCUGAGCCUGCAGCCGGGCCACAGCUUCCUCAACAUCGGCUCCGGCACCGGCUACGUCAGCACCAUGGUCGGACUCAUUAUCGAGAGCACGGGCGUCAACCAUGGGGUGGAGCUCUACCAGGAGGUGAUCGACUACGCCCAGGAGCGGCUGGCUGAGUUCAUCGCCUCAUCGCCGGCCGUGGAUCAGUACGACUUCUGUCCGCCUCAGUUUGUGUGCGGCAACGGUCUGCUGAUCGGGCCCGGUCAGCAAUACGACCGUGUGUACUGCGGGGCGCGCUGUCCGCUGUCGGAACUGGCCUGCCUCAAACAGCUGCUCAAGGUGGGCGGGGUGCUGGUAGUACCCGUCAACGACUAUCUGAAGCGAAUCGAGCGACUCGGGGAGAGCGAAUGGGACGUGCAGGACAAGCUGUCCGUCUCCUUCGCCGGGCUGAUUGAGCCCAACGUCAGCGGUCACAGCGGUCCGCUGAGCAUGCCGCCGCGGGUGCCGGCCUCACUACAGCAGCUGUGUCGCACGGCCAUCCGCCGUCUGCUGCGCGCUCAGCUGCUGGCCGACCAGCCGCCGCCAGCGGCCACGGCGCGCGCCCAGCGCCGGCGCCGGCCCACCAGCGGUCGCGCGGAGGAGGAGCGGCGCAUCCGACGGUUCGUGCUGCCGCUGGUGGGCGCCUCGGUCGCCGAGAUUCGCAGCUCCGACGGGGAAGGGGAGGAGGAGGGGGAGGAGCGGCGCACCGGGCGCCACAGACGCGACUCGGGACACUCUGAGGAGGCGUUUAUGGAGCCGACCGGCGCAUCCGAGGAUGACUCGGACGAUGAAGAGCAGGAGCGGGAUGGCCAGCUCCAGCAGGAGCGGCAGGAUCGCCGGCAGGAGCGGCUGGAUCGUCUGCAGAAGCGCGCUGCGGCUACAGCCAACUCCCAGCAGAAUGAGGGGCAGGAGACGGCCACCCCUCAGCAGGAGCAGGAUGCGGUCCCUGGUAACUCCCAGGAGCAGAAGGAGAGUAUCCCGGCUGCCUCAAAAGAGUCUGCCUCUUCGAACUCAGGACAACAGACGGAGACGGAGACAGAGACAGGAGACCAGGGAGCGUCUCCCGCAGAGGCAGGAGACAAUACAGUGUCUACGCCAGAGGCCUCUCAGUCUCGCGCCUCUCUGAAGCGCUUCAACGAUGACAGUACGGCGGGCACAGAGGGUGGGCCGGCCGCCGGCGCCGGGCCCUGUGAGACUCAGAAGCGCGGCCGGUGCGACCACCUGGACAGUGGUCUGGGCGACUCGCCGCCGCUGCCGCCGCGCGACCACUCGGAACCCGAGAACGGCGUGGCCGCCUCCUCAGACGAUGACGGCGACGAUGACGACGGUGAUGACGGUGACGUCAGUGAUCGGGAGCGUCCUCGACGGCGACCGGCGCGGUUCAUAUACGGCCACGUGCCUCCGAUGUGGCGACACUCUGCCCAGUCGCGCGCCGAGUUCGCUAACGAAAUCAGCCGGUUUCUGGUGGGCUACUCUGAUGACGACGACCGGGACGAGCCGGAGCUGGACGGUGGCGAGCCGCACCGCGGCCGCUGUCCUAUGAGCAGCCGCCGACGAGCGCGGCCCUCCCGACACGCCUCUGUCGAGGCUAGCCAGCGCCUGGCAGACCAGAUGAGGGAGCGUAUCGUGCGGCUUCCGCUGCCGCUGCCGCUGCGCCAGUACGUGAACCUGGACCGGCCGCUGUGAGGGAACCGGGCGGUACUCGACGGAGAAAUGUCUGAACUGUGAUAUAUGAGAGUGUAGAUUGUCGGGGGACUUCGGCUGAACACUAGGCGGAGUGCCGAUCGAACUGCGUUCGGGCUUGGGUCGGUAAGUGUACUGAAUCGACUGCUAUGAGGAGCGAGAGUGAUGUUGGUUGGAAUGGAUGUUCAUUGUACACAGAGAAUAAAGAAGUACCUACCUGCUAAUAUACGUAACUAAAAUACGAUUUACUGAAGCUAAUGCGACCAACCCAAAAUAGUGCUAGAAUGGGAUAACUUCGUGCAUGCCCAUCUCUUCUCCCAUGACAGCCUGGUAGACGCAUUGGUUUGAAGCGGUGUGUGUACAUCAGCGUUUUCUGACUUUUUAUGUAUCAGUCGCACUGUUAAACAAUCCAAAGGUUAUGCAGUCUCGAAAUAUUGAUUUGAGCAUGCUAGUGAUGGUUGCUCACCAGAAAAUGAUGUCGGCGACAGGAGUGAUACCAUGCGGGGAUGUCACUUAUUGAGAGUUACUUCGUGAUUUAUUCAUAACCAAGUGGGCUGUGGUGCAUGCAUGCGUACUGGCCCCCUUUUUCAGCAAUUUUUGCGCGUGAGUUGUGUGUUGACCGCGACAGAAAGGCGUUAUUUUCGUUCAAUAGGCACUGCUUCGUUUGUCAGGGCUGAAAGUGGAAUACUGCGCAGAAUGUUCUCGCUCGAUGCUGAUUGGCUGUUGGGCGCCUUGUCUGGUUCGUGAUUGGUGCAUAUUUGGUGGCGAGACCUAUGAUUGGCAGAGUGGUUCACGUCCUUCAGCGCAGAGCGUUUCUCUCAGAUAUUGUGUAGCCUGUAGGUGAUAUCCGAUCUGUUAGAUUUCGUAGCUCUCUCGCGGCUUAUCAGCUGCAACUGUGCAUCAUUUGCAACUGCUACUUAAAGCAAGUCUGGUAAUUCUUAUUGGAUCGAUAACGUAUGUCUAUCCCUGGUUUGUAUAUGAAAUAUUGGCGUUGCAGGUACCGGUAAUCCACUAAACACCUCUUGCUACCAGCCAAGCUACUCAUGGUUAAGCCGUUUUGAGGCGGACUGUUUUCAGACUAACGGGUGUCUACUAAAUAAUGAGAAAAAGUUUAAAGGCCUAUAUCUCGGUAAUUACGUAACUUAGAUCAUUCAAAAUUCGCAUGAGGAUGCACCUAUUUAUUGGUUAUCAAGAACCUUCGAAGCAACGCACUGAGUUCAUCAUGUUUCACGCCAGGCCGCACGAGCCACCCGACCCCCUCGAUCAAACGUCGCGGCACCUUCGCGUUAAACGAGACCGAUAAUUUCUGACUUCGCGUCUUCAGAUGUCGGUCCAAAGCUGUGGUCUAGUCCCCUAAAUAUAUUUCUUUUUUGGCAAAGCCUCACAA